AACACUCUUCAUAUAUGGUUUUGAGAUUCAGAUCCCCAUUUCGUUCGUCUUCAAUCUGUCAAAGCCCAUCUUCGAAAGUUAAUGUUUUAUUUUUGUUAGCUCACUUACACAACUUCACAUCUUCAAGCUCCAAAAAUGAAGUUUCGUAUUCUUUCAAAAAACCCCUUGAACGAUCCUCGCUUGCUAAAUUCCUCGAAGAAAAUUGUCCAUCAGGUAGCUUUACUCUGAAUGAAGCAUUGUACUUUUUUUAUUACAUGAUUAAUUCGAAACCCCUUUAUCCAAUUUCAUCAUUCACUACUUUGUUUAGUGCACUAGCUAAGAAGAAGCAUUAUUAUGAAGUGAUUUCGCUAUAUAAGCUGUUGAAUUCAACUGGGUUGUCUCCAGAUUUCAUAUCUUUGCAUAUUUUGAUGAAUUGCUUGUGUAAUAUUGAAAGGGUUUUGGAUAGUUUUACGGUUUUGGGGGGGAUUUUGAAGAAGGGUUUUAGCCCAAAUGCCAUGACUUUUAAUUAUUUGAUUAAAGGUCUGUGUAUAGAGAGAAAGAUUAUGGAAUCAAUGGAAUUGUUUAAGAAAAUGAUUGAUGUUGGUUGUAGGGCUAAUGUGGUCACUUACAACACUCUGAUUGGUGGGCUGUGUAAAACAGAGAAAAUAAGUGUUGCCAUUAAGUUGCUUGAAGAGAUGGUUAAUGGGAAUAAAGAAUCUGGUGUUAUUUGUAGGCCAAAUGUUGUUACUUAUAGUAUUAUAAUUGAUGGUCUUUGCAAGGCUGGAUUGGUUGAAAAGGCUAGACAAUUAUUUUUGGAACAUAUGAUUCAGAGAGGUGUGGUUCCUAACAUUUAUACCUACAACAUUUUAAUGAACGGUUAUUGCUUGGCAGAUAGAAUUGGUGAUGCAAAUGAGUUGUUUGAUUCUAUAACUAGAAAGGGGUAUAGGCCUGAUGUUGUUUGCUACAAUACUUUAAUCAAUUGGUAUUGCAAGAAUAAAGAAGUCAAUGAAGCUCUUAGUCUUUAUCGAGAGAUGAUUUCAGAAGGAAUUAAACCUGAUGUGAUUACAUAUAGCACCUUGUUAACUGGCUUUUUUCUUAUAGCUAAGGUGAAAAAUGCACGGAAUUUAGUUGGUGAGAUGCGACUUAACGAUGUUUUCCCUAAUUCCUGGAUAUAUAGCAUUUUCAUUGAUGGACUUUGCAAGAACGGAUGUGUUUUGGAAGCAUUGGAAAUGUUUAAUACUCUAGUAAUUAAUAAGUUUGCAGUUGGCAUUGAAGGUUUGAGUUCCCUCAUUGAUGGAUUAUGUAAAACAGGGAGAUUCGAAACUGCUUGGGACCUAUUUCAGAAGUUUUGUCUUAAUGGAAACCUGGUGCCAAAUGUUGUAACAUAUACCAUUUUGAUCAAUGGGCUGUGUAAAAAUGGACAACUAGAAAUGGCAAAUGAGUUGUUGUCAUAUAUGGAGGAAAAAGUUAUUCUUUCUAAACUCCUGAAGCUUGGACCACGAUUGAUUGUUUUAGAGCGCUAA
Messenger RNA from Pistacia vera, 1502 nucleotides. Its product is annotated as pentatricopeptide repeat-containing protein At1g62680, mitochondrial-like. Bases 15 to 1502 code for a protein of 495 amino acids. The transcript has 3 exons. Lineage: Eukaryota; Viridiplantae; Streptophyta; Magnoliopsida; Sapindales; Anacardiaceae. The record is from RefSeq and is a predicted model, not a curated record. Gene Ontology annotation, molecular function: protein binding.